This is a messenger RNA of Carassius auratus (goldfish), 3813 nucleotides long. Its product is annotated as myelin protein zero-like protein 2. The record is from RefSeq and is a predicted model, not a curated record. Gene Ontology annotation, biological process: cell-cell adhesion. The coding region runs from base 368 to 967 and encodes 199 amino acids. Gene Ontology annotation, cellular component: plasma membrane. Lineage: Eukaryota; Metazoa; Chordata; Actinopteri; Cypriniformes; Cyprinidae. The transcript is spliced from 4 exons.
GUUGUGUAACCUUUGUUAUAGCGGGAGGGAAGAACAAAUGAAACGAACAUCCAAAUCCCUGUGUUGUUGCUACACUGCUUAUGAGAAACAUGUAGUGGCAUGCAAUGGAUACCUAUAAGAGAGCAGAUAGCUUGAGGGAAUCUGAUGUGCAGAAGUACCUUUUCCUGACCGGUUUUUGUUAACUCCUUUUAAAUCUCCUCCUCUUUCCACUCACGGUGAAGAGCAAGCAGUGUGAGUGGUUUAGCAUAGCCGCUGUCCUCAGGAGUGCCGAAGUAUAACUAAUAUUUAGAUACUGAGUAUAAAUACAGUAGAAGUGUUUAGAUAUAUAGUUAAGAGUAGGCUCCUAUCAUCCUCCAGUAUUUUUCCUAUGUCUCGGGUCUGGAUGUACCUCUUUCCUGCACUGGGUGCGCUUGUCUUGCCAGGUGUACAUCAUGUGGAGGGAAUGGAGUUGCUUACGUCCUCGGAGUUGGAGGCAGUCAAUGGGACAGAUGUACGGCUCAAAUGUAUAUUUAAAUCGACACAUCCUCUCUCCGAAGAAAAAGUCUCUGUAUCCUGGAGCUUCCGACCACUUGGAAAGAUGACAGGAGAAUUGAUUUUUCACUACCAGAAAAGUGCAUUUCCACCGGAAAUAGGCAUGUUUAAGGGCCAUGCUGUAUGGUCUGGUGAUAUAAUGAAGGGUGAUGCAUCCAUCACGCUGCAGAAUGUGCAGUUCAGAUUUAAUGGUACCUACAGCUGCCAAGUCAAAAAUCCACCCGACAUCCAGGGCUUUAUAGGUGAGAUCAGCCUCAGAGUUGUUGAAAAAGUUUCAUUCUCUGAAAUUGGAAUUCUGGCAAUAGCUGUGGGUGGAUCCAUUGGCGUUGUUCUCCUGAUCCUCAUCAUUUUUACUGUUGUGCGGGUGUUCCGGAAACAGGAUGAUGAUAUGUUAGUUGAGAUGGAGGACCACAGAUCAGAGGAUCAGGUGCUUUGAGUGAGUCUGUGCUGUUAGUUGCUGUCUGGGCUAACCAAUCUGUACCUACUAGUGAUAACAUAUUUCAACGCAGGAGUUUCUAAUUAUAUGAAAUAACAAUAUCUAGAUGGCAAAUUGAUCGUAGAAGCUUACGUUCUUCUACUCUUAUUUUUACAGAUAUAUGUUUUUAGUUAUCAUAACCUUUUUUAAUUUUUGAUUUAUGUAUGAAUACUUAACGUGAGGUCAAAUCUCAUAUUUUGAUAUCUAUCUUUUGUAUUCCUAAAAAGAUGAGAUAUGAAUUGUUUAUGUGUUUAAACUCUGACUUCAUUAACUGUUGCUGCCAAUUAUUAUGAUUGAGAAUUUUUGUCAUUCUUCAUUGUGUUUGUCUGUUGCACUACUUUACCACAGUUUCUGUCACAUACAGUAAAUCUGUGCAGCAAAAAAAUUUAAUAAAUAAUAAUUAUAAUAAUAAAAAAUAAAAAAAAAAUCAAUUUAAGGAAGCAAUAUAAAUUCUAAAACCAGUAACAAAUUUUGUCAGUAAAGAUAGAAUGGAUGGAUCAAAGAGAAACUUCAUGAAAAAAUGAAAAAUUAAACAAAUGUAGUACCUGGACCUUAAUAGUUUUUUGUACUGCCCAUCUAAAAUCUUCAGUGUUCUGGGAUUCUCUGUUCAUCAAUGCUGCAUGGAUUUUGCUAUUAAAAAAUAUAUAUUUUUAAAUGAGUAAAUUGAUUUUUUUAAUCCUAGCUUCAAACAAACAUACUGUGCAUGUCUGUUCAAAUAUAUCAAAUAUAUAUAUUUUUUUAUAAAUUAGUUUUAUUAGAUUUUUCAAAUGUUUAGAGUUUUUUUUUUUGUACUUUACACAUUUUUAAAUUAAAUAAAAAAUAAAUUUUGUUGUUGUGAAUGUUGUGUUCUCUUUGAAAUUUUAGCAUGGUAAAGCUAGUUUCAAAAGCCAUAAAUAUGACAGAUUUUAUGAUUAUUAAAACACAAACAAAAAUUGAACAUUAUAUCUGACUUAUUUAAUUUUUUUAGAUAAACAUUGUGGGUGAAUAAAUAUUGUAUGUAUGAAAAAGCACCCUCUGGUGGCUGUAAAGUCAUAAAAUAGUGAUAACAUUAGUUAAAAAGUGACGUGACAUACAGCCAAGUAUGGUGACCCAUACUCAGAAUUUGUGCUCCGCAUUUAACCCAUCCAGUGCACAGCAGUGAACACACACACACACACACACACACACCGUGAACACACACCCGGAGCAGUGGGCAGCCCAAGAUCCUCCUCGCUCAAAUGGACCAACUUUGCACAGGCUUUUUUGUUAAACAUGACUUUAAUCAGAACCUAAAUUUGUUUAUUAUUAUAGCAAAACUUUGCACACUGAGAGGAUAUAGUUUAAAAGCAUGUGUUUAAGAGACAGAGAGACAAGACAGCAUAUCACAGUGUGUACCUACCAUAUACUGUACCCAAAAGUGAGCUAAAUCUGACAAAAUCUCCAAAAACCUCCCUUUGGGGAUGUCCUCAUUUGUAAAACAAAGUUUUUUUAUUAUUGUAAAAAUGCAGAAAGUUUUCUGUAAGGGGUAGGGUUAGGUGUAGGGUUGGUGUAUGGCUAUAGAAUAUACAGUCUGUACUGUAUAUAAAUACCAUUACGCCUAUGGAAUGACCCCAUUUAGAUAGCUAAAUAAACGUGUUUGUGUGUGAGCUGAGGGACUUCUAAGUCCUAGACUUAAACGGAGUUAUUGAAUUUAUAGAUUUUCAAUUGUUCCAACCAAAUAGAGAACCUGACUUCCUGUACAUACGUGUGUGUGUGUGUGUGUGUGUGUGUCUGUGUGUGUGUUUGCUCACUCACUGCAGUAUACCAAAGAGUGCUGAAUGAAGCUCGUCCCCUGCCAGACUCUUUUGCUGCACCAGCAGAGGACACCUCUGAGUGUGUGUGUGUGUGUCUGAUGAGAAAGAAAUGCAGCAUUGGUGGGAACUGGUCCAGAAAAGCAGAAAAAACCCUCACAACAUUCAUUGCAGUACAGCACUGCAGAGCAACCUUAAAACAGCGCUUAGAACUCCAAACUGCAGCCAUCAUCCCACACACACACUUACACUGAUGUUUUCAGCAUGGAUAGUUUAGACGCCUUGUCGACACUGUAUAAAUGGACACUUGAUGUGACCUGAGAUGAAAACGUACUUUUUUUUUUCUUUUUUCUUUUAUAAUGAAUUGUUUUGUUUUAUAAGCUCGUUUUAUUUAAGAAAAUACAUUAGGUAUUUUGGAAUAUUUUAUUUGUCAUAGUUUGAAAUGACUUCCAUAUUUGCAGCAUGCACAUUUGAAAUUAGAGCAAAGGGGUGUUUAAAAUUUGUUAAAACUAUAUAUAGAAUUUUCCAUCAACAUUAUCAUAAAUUUAAGCAAGAGAGUGCGUCUUUAACUAUUAAUUUUGCAUUUCUGUUUUUCAAACUUCCACCAAACAUUUAAAAAAAAUUGAGAAACUUUAGGGACAAAUUUUCACUUUUUACUAGUAGUUGCAUAUUAGCUAGUAUAUUAUUAUAUUGUAAUAUUAUUAUGUAAUAUUAUUAUUACUUACAAAGCACAUAUUAACUUAUUAAAUCUUAUUCUGCAUGAGCAUAUUUUAGAUCACUUAAUCCUACCCCUAACCCAUAAAUUGAGCAGAAUUUAACAACUGCCUACUAACUAUCAAUAAGAAGCAAAUUAGGAGUUAGUUAAUUGUGAGAAUUGUUCCUCAAACUAUAGUUUAUAAAGUGUGACCAAAAAUGUAAUUAAAAAAAUGUGGUAACACUUUCUGACCCUGUUACACAUUGUACAUGUAUUUAAUGUAGUAAUAACAGUUAGUAAUGUUUAAUUACAUGUAACUACCAAGCCCCCCCCCCCCCAAAAAA